Messenger RNA from Brettanomyces bruxellensis, 1632 nucleotides. RefSeq lists its product as uncharacterized. The record is from RefSeq and is a predicted model, not a curated record. Gene Ontology annotation, molecular function: RNA binding. The transcript has a single exon. Bases 1 to 1632 code for a protein of 543 amino acids. Lineage: Eukaryota; Fungi; Ascomycota; Pichiomycetes; Pichiales; Pichiaceae.
AUGGCAGCAAUCGAAAGGCAGCAUACCGUGCGGUUGCACGUGGGAAAUUUGUCCCCCGAGUUGGUCAAGGAUAUCGCCGAUCUUGAGGAUAGGUUUUCCCGAUUCGGAAAAGUGGUGAAACCGUUUGAGAUUCAUAAUAAGAGCAUUUCCGGGUACUGCUUUGCGUAUUUGACGAUGCGGUUGACAAAAAAGCAGCUCCAGAAGAUAAGAUCGUCCUUUAACGGUGUCCGGUUCAAGCAGGCAAAGAUUUCUGUGUCGGUUGCAAAGCCAACUUUCCAACAAGAGUGGUUAAAAUCUAUAAAGCGACCAGACGGUAAAACGAACGAGAGGAAAAAGAACGCUACGUUAGCUUGGAAGAGAAAGGAGAGAAUAAAGCAUGUGAAUGAUAACCCGUUCGAAAAAGUGUAUGUGGUGAAAGGAAGAAUGAGAAAAACGGCUAGGAAAGUGGAUCCUCGAAAAUCUACAAUGAGAGUGUAUGUGAACGGCAAACUGCGUAUGUCGAACCUCAAAAAGACUAAACUCUGGGGUUACGACAAAGGGCGGACCGCCCGGGAUCUGAGCUGGGAGUUUAGCAGUGGAAAAUGGCGUGAUGGAAACGGUCAUAUCAUAGAAAGACACACCAGGCAGCACGUCAUGCAGGAUUCGGCAUCAUUUGAGGAAAACCUUGCGGAGACCGUUGAACACGAGGACGAAAACGUGAAAAACAGCGAUGGGGACAUGGAUGAAGAGAUCCAGCAGGAGAAGAGCCGUGAUUUGAACUUGUUGGAGUCGCUUAUGGGUAAUUAUGAUUUCGAAAAGCCGGUCGAGGUCGAUGAGGUCGACGACGCGUCGAUCGACGGAAGCGACUACGAGCUGAAUGGGGUUGAUAUACCGAGUGAGGAGGAGGCAGAAGAGCAUGAUUCGUAUGGUGUGAGUCGGCCGAAGUGUACUGAUAAGGAGCACAAGUCGUUAGUUGAUGAAUAUCAAAAGCAGCAUCCUGAGUAUUUGAGGAAAGAGGUAGAAGAUGGAGGUGAAGAAGAUGAUGAUGAGGAGGAGACUGAGAAUGAUAAGAAUGAGAAGAAGAAUAAGAAUGAGAAGAAGAAUAAGAAUGAGAAGAAUGAGAAGAAUGAGAAGAAUGAGAAGAAUGAGAAGAAUAAGAAUGAGAAGAAUAAGAAUGAUAAAAAUGAUAAGAAUGAUAAGAAUGAGAAGAAUGAGAAGAAGAAUAAGAAUCAGAAUCAUAAUAAUGAACUCACCGUCAUUGAAGACAAGAACGAUACAGAAAAGCUCAGAUCAUUGCUUAAUCCAGAAUCAGAAUCAGGCGGCUUCAAAUUCUCUUUUAAUGGAGAGGUGGAAGAUAGCAAAUCACAAGUUGAGAACGAGGUGCCAGAUAUUAAAAAGAUUGAAGAAGAAACUACAAUAUUGCCCGAGCGCAGAAAAGAUGUCGGGUUAUUCUUCACACAUUCAGAUUCACCUUUCCUUUCUGCCCAGUCCCAAUUGAGUAAGUUGAAGCUUAUCAAUGUAGAUAAAGAUUAUGGGUACAAUAAAUGGUUUUGGGAUAAUAGGGGCCAGUUGAAUAGGUUGUUUAGGAGAAGGAGAAGAGAGGCGGUGAAACGGAGCAGAAGGAAGAUGAAGAUGUCUCGGGCUAUACUAUAG